UUCUGCUCGGCCGUUCCCAUCGAGAUCGAGCCAUCCUCACUCCACUCCGGCGGCUCCACGAUUGGCGUGGCCGCCCCGGCGCCGGCCCCCCUCCUCCCUCCUCCACGACUUCCUCGGCUCCGGUGACCCUCGCUCCCCACUCCUCGUUCCCCAUAAAGCCGUCCUCACUCUCUCACGGCCGCGGCCCGCGGCCGCGCCUGACUCCAAACUCGGCGACCUCCGAGCACGAGCAGUCUCUUCGUCUUGUCCACUGCCGCCGGCGAGCUCCAGCCGGUGACGUCCUGUUGGCCGGAACGCGACAGAAUUUGAAGUACAACUUUCUGCUUCUUUAUUCUGCGCUCUUGAUCACUUGGGAUCUGCGGUGCCUGCCCGGACUUGCAUUUAAGACCUAAAAUUUGAUGAGAAGAAGAUUGGCAGAACAUUUAUCUUACAUUCCCAGAUCUCUUUCCUUGAUACAACUCAAGGAAAUGUCCUCAGUUUCUGCUGGUCAUGGACGCCGGCCAAAGAAGAAGCUUUAUCACCGUGAGCCUGGCCUCGACAAGGCCAUGGACCUCCAAAAGAAGCCCGCUCUCCUCCUUCGUCUCCGUGAGCUCAUCUUGGCCCAAAAGAAAGGAUCACUACUUGUACGUGACCUUGAAAAGGAGGUUGGCUUUGUCCAAAAAUGGAACUUUGUUUCACUUAUCGAGCGCCACCCCAAUAUCUUCCAUGUCUUUGGUGGAAGUACAUCACGUGAGCCCAUUGCUGUCACGCUUACUGAGAAGGCCAGAAAUAUUUCUGGUGAAGAGAUUCAGGCACAGGAGCUAAUGGAACCUAUCUUGGUAAGAAAUCUGAGGAAGCUGUUAAUGAUGUCAAUGGACUGCCAAAUCCCUUUAGAGAAGAUUGAGCUCAUCCAACCUGAAUUGGGUUUACCAAAAAACUUCAAGGACAAGUUGAUUCCUAGUUACCCUGAUUUUUUUUCAAUCCGUGAUGUGAGAGGCUUGGACCAUCUGUGUUUGGAGAGUUGGGAUUCUUCACUAGCAGUCACAGCACGAGAAGGAAAAUUGAAUUUUGAUGGUUUCCAAAUGGAUUAUAGAGGGGUUCCUAAAGAUGGGAAUAUACUGGGUGCUUUUGCUUUCAAGUUAAAAUAUCCAGCAGGAUUUAGGCCCAACCGCAAGUACCUUGAGGAGGUAGUCAGGUGGCAGAAGAUGGCAUUUCCUUCACCUUAUCUGAAUGCUAGGAGAGUGGAGCCUGCAACUCCACAGGCUCGAAAGCGAUCUGUUGCUGUUCUACAUGAGAUCUUAAGCUUGACAAUGCAGAAACGACUGACAUCUGAUAAGCUAGAAGUCUUCCAUGAUGAGUACAGGCUGCCAUGCAAGCUACUUCUUUGCUUAGUAAAAAAUCAUGGUAUCUUCUACAUCACUAACAAGGGAGCAAGAAGUACCGUCUUCCUCAAGGAGGCCUACGAUGAUACUAACCUCAUUGAGAAGUGUCCUCUUCUGAAAUUCCAUGAUCAGUUUUCAUCUUUAAUUGGCCGAUCAUGCUCCGACUUAAAUACUCCACUGGCAGUAUAGCUCGAGUGUUAUUGAUUUACAUGAGAAGUGAAACCAUGGUGCGUCUGGCUGGUGCAUCUUCUUAGUUGAUUGCUUGAUGUUCACAUGAGCCCACUUGCACACAACAAACUAUGUAAUUCCUCUGUACAAUGGAUGUGUCUUGCGCCUUAUUAGCUGUUAAAGAUAAAACUGUAAGCACCAACAUCACAUCUUUAAAUAUGAAGCACCCCAGGAAUCAAGUUGCAGCUCAGCUGAUGAGACAUAAAUGUUUUUAUGGAGGUCACAAGUUCAGUUGGAAUGUAGGGGUUGAGGGAUUUGAGAGGCUUAAGAGCAUGAUUGGUUUGAUACCAAAAUUUGGCAUGCCAAAUGUUGGCUAGUGAUUGGUUUGUUUCUUGCCAAGCUCACAAAAACUUGCCAAACUUUGACAACUUUUGAUUUACCAAAUGUUGGCAUCAAACCAAUCAGCGUCUAACUCCAGUUCUGCAGCUUAUAAUGCCAAAAAGAAGAUACAGUAUCAGUUCCGCUUUGUACUAAGAUAUGUAAUGUUGAGUUGGCUUCUCCUAAUUGGAUGGAUCUCUACCUUUGGCUCAUAAACAAUAGUCAGGCACUCAUUUAUCUGAAACUCUAUUGUUCACCCAGUCUCAUGUGACUCUGCUUGCAGCAGGAUAUUUGUUACUGUUCUGUAACUUCUUUAGAGAGUUCUAUAACAUAAAUGUGUUACUCACACAAUCAUACCACUAGACGCUCUUGGUUGGUUGGAUGUUUUAAAUGCAUUACUAGUAUUGGUAACAGUUUUAGUACAAUAACAAGCUGCAUCUCGUCAGUACUUAUUUUGUUGUUUCUGUAUCCCUUAACAUGCAGAAAGCACCUGUAAAUGCUCCAGAUGCUGUCUCUAGCACAUUGAUUGUUCUGCUAAUUUCUGAA
Messenger RNA from Triticum aestivum (bread wheat), 2453 nucleotides. RefSeq names its product protein WHAT'S THIS FACTOR 1 homolog, chloroplastic. Bases 399 to 1550 code for a protein of 383 amino acids. The transcript is spliced from 2 exons. Lineage: Eukaryota; Viridiplantae; Streptophyta; Magnoliopsida; Poales; Poaceae. The record is from RefSeq and is a predicted model, not a curated record. Gene Ontology annotation, molecular function: RNA binding.